Calypte anna (Anna's hummingbird) is the source of this 1747-nucleotide messenger RNA. It is a transcript of the gene TRIM65, whose product is annotated as tripartite motif containing 65. NCBI's taxonomy places the organism in Eukaryota, Metazoa, Chordata, Aves, Apodiformes, Trochilidae. The coding region runs from base 23 to 1576 and encodes 517 amino acids. The record is from RefSeq and is a predicted model, not a curated record. Gene Ontology annotation, biological process: positive regulation of autophagy. Gene Ontology annotation, molecular function: zinc ion binding; protein binding. The transcript is spliced from 6 exons.
GCCGAUCCGUGGCACAGUCAGGAUGGCAUUGCCCGCCUCGCAGAAGCUGGAGGAGAAGCUGGUGUGCUCCAUCUGCCUGGAGCUCUUCAGGGUGCCCGUCACCUUGCCCUGCGGCCACAACUUCUGCAAGCGCUGCAUCGGCGACCACUGGCACAAGCAAGAGCGGGAACCCCCCGGCUCCGAGAAGGGCUACACCUGCCCCGAGUGCCGCAGGAGUUUCCAGCAGUGCCCGGAGCUGGAGAAGAACGUCACCCUGUGCAGCGUGGCAGAGCUGCUGCGGGAGGGUGAGGCGCGGGGCUGGAGGGGCGAGACCGUGGGUGCGGGGCUGUGCCCGCAGCACGGGCGCCUGCUGGAGCUUUACUGCCGGGACGAGGGGCGGUGUGUCUGCUGUGUCUGCACCCUCCAGCACUGCCAGCGGCACCACAGGGUGCUCUUCGAGGAGGAACGUUCCAAAAAGCAGGCCCUUUUGAAGGAGUCCCUGGAAAAAGCCCAGGAGGAAUCAGAGAGGAUCACACGAGAGAUGCAGGAGCUGGAGGAGCGAACACACAGCAUUAAGGACUCCUCUGAGGGGCUCAGAUCAGUGAUUCUGAGUAAAUUCAGCCUCCUGAAGAAAGCCCUGGAGGAGUGCCAGCGGCAGACAGUAGACAGGAUCGAGCAGGAGCAGGCAGCUGUGCUGGGGAGCAUGGAGGACAACUGGAACCUCCUGAAGGACCACUUGGAUGUCCUCAGCCAGCACAGGGAUAGGGCUCAGCGCCUGCUGGAUUGCCCCGACGACAGGACCUUCCUCCAGGAAUUCCCCCUGCUCCCAUCUUCAGAGAGCCCAGCGGUGCCACUCCCCAGAGAGUUCAAUGGAGUCAGCGUGGUUGAGCCCAUCACUGAGAUCCUCACCAACAUCUCCAGGCUCCUGAUAGAGUAUCUGCCCAGCCCUGUGGCCCACAGAGCCCCUGACCCCGUUGCCCAAGACCCUGUGCAGCCCGAGGUGCCAGUGGUGAAAGUGGUGUCCCUUCUGCCUGAGUGCCAGCUCCGAGCUGAGCUUCUGAAGGACCACCGCAAUCUGACCUUCAAUCCCAAGACAGCCAACAAGUACCUGGAGCUGUCAAAAAACAACCAGAAAGCCAAGCACAGACGCAGUACCAUCUGCAGGCAGCAGGAGCAGGGACCUCGUUUCCAGCCCUGGCAGGUGCUGUGCACGCAGGACUUCGGCCAUGGCCACCACUACUGGGAGGUGAAGGUCUCCAGCCACUCCAUCAUCCUAGGGGUCACCUACCAUGGACUCCCCUGGGAGCAACAGCAGGGCCACAAGUUCAACAUCGGGCUGGACAGAGGCUCAUGGGGGCUGCAAGUGCGGCAGGAUUGCUACCUGGCUUGGCACAAUGGUCGGGCAGAGAAGAUCCAGGAGCGGCUCUAUAAGAACUUCGGGGUCAGCCUGAAUUACAGCAAGGGGCUCCUCUCCUUCUAUGGCCUUGGGGAGAGGAUGCAGCUCAUCUACUCCUUCCACAAUGUCUUCACAGAGCCUCUUUACCCUGUCUUUUGGCUGUGCGAGCGGCGAUCAGUGACGCUGUGCUGGAGGGACUGAGCUGGGGUCACUGCGCUGCUCCAUUAGCUGGGCUGGCAAGGUCUAGGCUGGUGCCACAGCUGAGCUGUCACAGACCCCAGGGCCAGGAUGGGAAGUGGGUUGUGGUUUGUGAACAAGAGCUGUUGAGGUACAGACAUGCAAAUUAAACCACUCUGGUUUACAUCUGCCAAA